CAUAAAUGGUAGAGUCCAACAAAAGUUGGCCCCCAAAAUAAGAUGGACGCUAUAAAACUAGGCUACUUCGUUAGUUGGAAAGCGAGUUUUCAAGAACAAUUACGCACUUAGCCAUGGAGAAAACCGAAGUGAUGAAACCAAAAAGUCUUGAUGACCUGAUCAAAUUGCUGCAUAAACUCUUUGAAAGUGACAAAAUCAAUGUGGAGGAGGUGCAACAAAUAAUGGAAGCAUAUGACAGCAAUCUACAGGAGUGGAAGAAAUUUGCAAUGUUUGACCCGACCAGGUACACAAGGAACCUGGUGGAUGAAGGGAACGGAAAGUUCAACCUCAUUUUACUCUGUUGGGGAGAGGGUCAGGGCAGCAGUAUCCAUGACCACACAGACUCCCACUGUUUCAUGAAGAUGCUGCAAGGUGAACUGAAGGAGACGUUGUUUGAAUGGCCCAAUAACAAAACACAGGAUGUUGGUGACAUGGUUCAGAAAUCUCAGAAAAUUCUGAAAGAAAACCAGUGUGCCUACAUCAAUGAUUCCGUUGGGUUGCACAGAGUAGAGAACGACAGUCACACCGAAGGUUCGGUCAGUUUGCACCUGUACAGUCCCCCCUUCGAUACCUGUCAGACUUUUGACGAGCGCACAGGACACAAAAACACUGUCAAGAUGACGUUCUGGAGCAAAUUUGGAGAGAGGACUCAAUCUGAAACAACAGUCUCACAAGAAAACAACUGAGGCGCAGAAGAAAACAAGUGCGCUUGGAAUGAUAGUGUUGUCAAAUAGAGUCAUAAUGAAGCUGCAAAUAAUUCAAAUUCAUACCUAGAUAUAUAUAGGGGAUCUUAAUUUGAGCCAGUUUGCUACAGAAUGAAAAUUAUUCUGCAGCAACAGGAAAUGUGACCUGUGUAACCACACUUUUGUGCUGUUAUGGCACAUGGUUGAAGUGUAUUAUGUAUGAGUGGAAAUAGAUUAUUACAUCAAGGAAUGUCAUCAACAGUUUUACACUUAUUGAUUUUAACAAAAAAUUGUCUUCACUAUUUUGACAAGUGUUAUGUACCAUUAAAUUAUUUGUGCAGUUAAAUUAGUGGCAAUUUACAUUCGGAAAACGGAAAGCUUUAUACAUGCAUUAUUUGAAAAUGUGAUUCCUGUCAUUGAUAUUUCCAGAGUGUUCUGCUUUUUGGGAUGAGAAGGGGUGUUAAUUGGCAUUAUCUAUUUCAGUGUCACUCUUGAAUGUGUUUCAUUGUUUUAACCUCAGUACAAGGAGACUUGUCAAGGAUUUUCUGGACUUGUGGGUCGCGGUUGGAUUAUAAUAAAAAGAAUGUUCAGUAGAACAAGGCACUCACUUUUUCUCAGGAUUUUGCACACCUUAAGAUUCUCAAUUAUUGGCACACCUUAAGAUUCUCCAAAAUAAAAUCAAACAAAAGUAUAUCUGCAUCUUAACAUUCUACAUUUUUAAGUUAAACUCAGUUUAAGGUGUUCUGCCCUUUCGGUAUUAUGCCCUUCAUUGGAGUAUAACAAGUAGGUAAUAUUCCUCUGUCAUCCUUCACCAUGGGAAAAGGCAAAGAAUUCACAAACGAAAAGAUACAAAUGGUUGCUGUGUCACGACUUCCACCGAAGGUGGCUCCCCUUCCUGUUCGGGCGGCGCUCGGCGUCACCGGUCUACUAGCUGCCACUGAUUUCCUUUUCUGUUGGUUAUGUCUUAUUGGUUUCAUCUGUUUCUCAUUUGGGGUUUGGUUUAGGGCUAUUUAAGCCUGUUAUGCCCGCCUGCUUUUGGUCGGGCUUGUUUCUCUGUUCUGUUUUGUGGAUGGUAUUGUUUGUAUUUUUCCGGACUGUUUGUAACGGUUGCCUUCCCUCUAUUCACGAGCAGAGAGGGUGGAACAGGGAUCGGACCAAAAUGCAGCGUAGCCAGUGCUUAACAUGUUUAAUUACAAUAAACCUGAACACUUAACAAAAUAACAAACCGAGACAGUCCUAUCUGGUGCAGAACACAAACACAUAGACACGAAACAAUCACCCACAAAAUCCCAACACAAAACAAGCCACCUAUAUAUGAUUCUCAAUCAGGGACAACGAUUGACAGCUGCCUCUAAUUGAGAACCAUAUUAGGCUGGACACAGAAACAGAUAAACUAGACACACAACAUAGAAUUCCCACCCAGCUCACGUCCUGACCAACACUAAACAAGUAAAACACAUAAGAACUCUGGUCAGGACAUUACACUGUUUGUGUUCUGUUUUGGGCCGGUCAUUUAUUCACCUGUUGUUUUGGCAUGACCUUUUCUCACCGGAAUAAAUACGUUUUUCCUUAAA
Salvelinus fontinalis (brook trout) is the source of this 2296-nucleotide messenger RNA. RefSeq names its product cysteine dioxygenase type 1-like. The record is from RefSeq and is a predicted model, not a curated record. The transcript has 5 exons. Lineage: Eukaryota; Metazoa; Chordata; Actinopteri; Salmoniformes; Salmonidae. Gene Ontology annotation, molecular function: cysteine dioxygenase activity; ferrous iron binding. Gene Ontology annotation, biological process: L-cysteine catabolic process. The coding region runs from base 114 to 725 and encodes 203 amino acids.